This is a messenger RNA of Eurytemora carolleeae, 1041 nucleotides long. RefSeq names its product FMRFamide receptor. Bases 18 to 1025 code for a protein of 335 amino acids. Gene Ontology annotation, cellular component: membrane. The record is from RefSeq and is a predicted model, not a curated record. Gene Ontology annotation, molecular function: G protein-coupled receptor activity. The transcript has 13 exons. Gene Ontology annotation, biological process: G protein-coupled receptor signaling pathway. Lineage: Eukaryota; Metazoa; Arthropoda; Copepoda; Calanoida; Temoridae.
AUUUUAAUAGAAUCACAAUGAACACCUCCGAGGAAUCGGUUGACUUUUACAACAGGUUGGUUUAUGAAUGUAAGUUCUGGCUUGAAGGUGUCAUUAUACCCAUCGUUGGAGGCAUUGGAGUUAUAGGAAACAGUGUUAUGUUCUAUAUUCUACUCAUCCAUGAUCUUGGUCUGAAACCACUCUUCAGGGAGCUGAUUAUGUCCCUCCUAGUGUCAGACUCACUUUGUGUCAUACUCAGUAUUGUCCUGUUCUCUCUACCCCGUCUGUUCCCCACAGUGUAUUCUCUAAUAAUUGCUCCUCGGCUGGUUCCUAUCCUUCUUCCUCUAGAUGAGAUAGCGUUAACGGUGUCUAUCUAUGUUACUGUGGGGGUUGCUAUAGAGAGAUGGUUUAGCGUCUGUAAACCACAUACACAGAUGAUGGAGAAUGCUGGACUCAUCAUAAUAUCAAGCAUUAUAACCGGAGCUUUCAUUCUUAAUAUAUCCAGGUUUUUCGAAUACGAAGUUGUUUCCCACAAGUAUACUAGAGAAGAGUUGGAUGGAAACAAAACAUUUCAUUAUUAUCUUCCCCAACCUACACACCUUAGAACAGAUCCAACAUACUCAAAGGUUUCCACUAUUGUAUCUCUAUUUGUUCUCCACCUUCUCCCCCUCUGUUCUUUAGUCAUUCUCUAUAAAACCAUCUACAAAGCAAUAAGGGCUCGUACACUACGGCUUUCUACGAUGAACAGUCGUCAAAUGAGAGAUCUAACCGUAGCUGCUACUCUCGCUAUCAUAGUUCUUGUGUUUCUUCUUUGCCACAGCUUUAAGUGUUUUAUAAAUAUGGUCGAACUCUACGCAGUUAUACAAGAUAAGGACCCUGAUGAGUACUGGGGAUCCGGGAUGAGUAUUGUUGCUGCUGUCUCGCACUCCCUGAUCAUCUUGAACAGCUCAACCAACUUCAUCAUCUACUGCUAUAAGGAUAAGAAGUUUCGAGAUAUCGUUUCAAAUGGUUGCAAAGAAAUUCUUGCAGAAUGGCGAUGUUGGUAAUGUACAGAAAGAUAAA